AGCUCCUUCCUCUGUGGAGCGGAGAGCGAGCGAGCGAGCGAGCGAGAGAGCUAGAGCGAGCCAGAGAGCGGCGAAGGCGGGCAGAGGGGCGCGAGCGAAGCGGCGCAGCCAUCCCCGGCCCGGCGCCGCGCCGCCACCAUGCUAAACAACCUGACGGACUGCGAGGACGGCGACGGGGGAGCCAACCCGGGUGAUGGCAACCCCAAGGAAAGCAGCCCCUUCAUCAACAGCACUGACACGGAGAGGGGCAAGGAGUAUGACGGCAAGAACAUGGCCCUGUUUGAGGAGGAGAUGGACACCAGCCCCAUGGUGUCCUCCCUGCUCAGUGGCCUGGCCAACUACACCAACCUGCCCCAGGGAAGCAGGGAGCACGAGGAGGCAGAAAACAACGAGGGCGGGAAAAAGAAGCCGGUGCAGGCCCCGCGCAUGGGCACCUUUAUGGGUGUGUACCUCCCAUGUCUGCAGAACAUCUUUGGCGUCAUCCUCUUCCUGAGACUCACUUGGGUGGUGGGCAUAGCGGGCAUCAUGGAGUCCUUCUGCAUGGUCUUCAUCUGCUGCUCCUGUACGAUGCUCACGGCCAUCUCCAUGAGUGCCAUUGCAACCAAUGGUGUUGUGCCUGCUGGUGGCUCCUACUACAUGAUUUCCAGGUCUCUGGGCCCAGAGUUUGGGGGCGCCGUGGGCCUCUGCUUCUACCUCGGCACUACCUUUGCUGGGGCCAUGUACAUCCUGGGCACCAUCGAGAUCCUGCUGGCGUACCUCUUCCCGGCCAUGGCCAUCUUCAAGGCAGAGGAUGCCAGCGGAGAGGCGGCGGCCAUGCUGAACAACAUGCGUGUCUACGGCACCUGCGUGCUCACCUGCAUGGCCACUGUGGUGUUUGUGGGCGUCAAGUAUGUCAACAAGUUCGCCCUGGUCUUCCUGGGCUGUGUCAUCCUGUCCAUCCUGGCCAUCUACGCCGGGGUCAUCAAGUCUGCCUUCGACCCACCCAACUUUCCGAUCUGCCUCCUGGGGAACCGCACGCUGUCGCGCCAUGGCUUUGAUGUCUGUGCCAAGCUGGCCUGGGAAGGAAAUGAGACGGUGACCACGCGGCUCUGGGGCCUGUUCUGCUCUUCACGUUUUCUCAACGCUACCUGUGAUGAGUACUUCACCCGAAACAAUGUCACGGAGAUCCAGGGCAUUCCUGGCGCUGCCAGCGGCCUCAUCAAAGAGAACCUGUGGAGCUCCUACCUCACCAAGGGGGUGAUUGUGGAGAAGCGUGGGAUGCCCUCGGUGGGCCUGGCAGAUGGCACUCCCGUCGACAUGGACCACCCCUACGUCUUCAGUGAUAUGACCUCCUACUUCACCCUGCUGGUCGGCAUCUACUUCCCGUCAGUCACAGGGAUCAUGGCGGGCUCCAACCGCUCUGGGGACCUGCGGGAUGCCCAGAAGUCCAUCCCUACGGGCACCAUCCUGGCCAUCGCCACCACCUCUGCGGUCUACAUCAGCUCUGUUGUCCUGUUUGGGGCCUGCAUCGAGGGGGUCGUCCUGCGGGACAAGUUUGGUGAAGCUGUGAAUGGAAACCUGGUGGUGGGCACACUGGCCUGGCCAUCUCCCUGGGUCAUUGUCAUCGGCUCCUUCUUCUCCACCUGUGGGGCUGGGCUUCAGAGCCUCACGGGGGCCCCACGCCUGUUACAGGCCAUCUCCCGGGAUGGCAUAGUGCCCUUCCUGCAGGUCUUUGGCCAUGGCAAAGCCAAUGGAGAGCCGACGUGGGCACUGCUGCUGACGGCCUGCAUCUGCGAGAUCGGCAUCCUCAUUGCCUCCCUCGACGAGGUGGCCCCCAUCCUGUCCAUGUUCUUCCUGAUGUGCUACAUGUUCGUGAACCUGGCCUGUGCCGUGCAGACGCUGCUGAGGACGCCCAACUGGAGGCCGCGCUUUCGAUACUACCACUGGACCCUCUCCUUCCUGGGCAUGAGCCUCUGCCUGGCCCUCAUGUUCAUCUGCUCCUGGUAUUACGCGCUGGUGGCCAUGCUCAUUGCGGGGCUCAUCUACAAGUACAUCGAGUACCGCGGGGCAGAGAAGGAAUGGGGCGAUGGGAUCCGGGGCCUGUCCCUCAGCGCCGCUCGCUAUGCCCUCUUGCGCCUGGAGGAAGGGCCCCCGCACACCAAGAACUGGAGGCCUCAGCUGCUGGUGCUGGUGCGCGUGGACCAGGACCAGAAUGUGGUGCACCCCCAGCUGCUCUCCCUGACCUCUCAGCUCAAGGCAGGGAAGGGCCUGACCAUCGUGGGCUCAGUCCUGGAGGGCACCUUUCUGGACAACCAUCCCCAGGCCCAGCGGGCAGAGGAGUCUAUCCGGCGCCUGAUGGAGGCAGAGAAGGUGAAAGGCUUCUGCCAGGUGGUGAUCUCCUCCAACCUGCGAGACGGCGUGUCCCACCUGAUUCAGUCCGGGGGCCUCGGGGGCCUACAGCACAACACGGUGCUCGUGGGCUGGCCCCGCAACUGGAGGCAGAAAGAGGACCAUCAGACGUGGCGGAACUUCAUCGAACUGGUCCGGGAAACCACAGCUGGCCAUCUGGCCCUGCUGGUCACCAAGAACGUGUCCAUGUUCCCUGGGAACCCCGAGCGCUUCUCCGAGGGCAGCAUCGACGUCUGGUGGAUCGUGCACGACGGCGGCAUGCUCAUGCUGCUGCCCUUCCUGCUGCGCCACCACAAGGUCUGGCGGAAGUGCAAGAUGCGAAUCUUCACUGUGGCCCAGAUGGACGACAACAGCAUCCAGAUGAAGAAGGACCUGACCACGUUUCUGUACCAUUUGCGCAUCACGGCGGAGGUGGAGGUGGUGGAGAUGCACGAGAGCGACAUCUCCGCCUACACCUACGAGAAGACCCUGGUGAUGGAGCAGCGCUCCCAGAUCCUCAAGCAGAUGCACCUGACCAAGAACGAGCGCGAGCGGGAGAUUCAGAGUAUCACAGAUGAGUCUCGAGGCUCCAUCCGGAGAAAGAAUCCAGCCAACACUCGGCUUCGCCUCAAUGUCCCGGAAGAGACCGCUGGUGACAGCGAGGAGAAGCCCGAGGAGGAGGUGCAGCUGAUCCACGACCAGAGUGCUCCCAGCUGCCCCAGCAGCUCCCCGUCCCCAGGGGAGGAGCCUGAGGGGGAGGGCGAGACAGACCCCGAGAAGGUGCAUCUCACCUGGACCAAGGACAAGUCCGUGGCAGAGAAGAAUAAGGGCCCCAGUCCCGUCUCCUCGGAGGGCAUCAAGGACUUCUUCAGCAUGAAGCCGGAGUGGGAGAACUUGAACCAGUCCAACGUGCGGCGCAUGCACACGGCCGUGCGGCUGAACGAGGUCAUCGUGAAGAAAUCCCGGGACGCCAAGCUCGUUUUGCUCAACAUGCCCGGGCCUCCCCGCAACCGCAACGGUGACGAAAACUACAUGGAGUUCCUCGAGGUCCUCACAGAACACCUGGAUCGGGUGAUGCUGGUCCGCGGCGGCGGCCGCGAGGUCAUCACCAUCUACUCCUGAGGGCCAGGACCUGCCACCCGGGCCCCAGCGCGCCCGGCCGCGGCCCCGGAGCCCUCGCCGCGCCCCCCGCCGCUGUCACCGUUUACAUACAGACCCUGUGCCCGUGCCCUGGCCCCUUUCCCCGCUGCCUGAAGCCUGGAGGCCACGCCCGUCGGGGCUGACUCGGAGAGGGCGCCCGGGCGCCCUGUCGUCCCGGCUGCGCUGCCCUUUUCUAAGCGCGGCCUCGCCCGGCCGGAGAGACGCUGCAAUAAGGGUCGGGAGCAGGUGCGGAAAGCAGAGGACUGGGGCCCGGAGGACCCCCGGCAUCCACUCGGCCCCUUCCCCUUCCCACGCCCGCCGCGGUCCUGGCGCUGCGCUCCU
This is a messenger RNA of Marmota monax (woodchuck), 3849 nucleotides long. It is a transcript of the gene Slc12a5, whose product is annotated as solute carrier family 12 member 5. Gene Ontology annotation, cellular component: membrane. The coding region runs from base 139 to 3489 and encodes 1116 amino acids. The record is from RefSeq and is a predicted model, not a curated record. Gene Ontology annotation, biological process: chloride transmembrane transport; potassium ion homeostasis; chemical synaptic transmission. The transcript is spliced from 26 exons. Gene Ontology annotation, molecular function: potassium:chloride symporter activity. Lineage: Eukaryota; Metazoa; Chordata; Mammalia; Rodentia; Sciuridae.